Messenger RNA from Ylistrum balloti, 2753 nucleotides. RefSeq names its product iron-sulfur cluster co-chaperone protein HscB-like. The transcript is spliced from 2 exons. Gene Ontology annotation, cellular component: mitochondrion. Bases 1 to 864 code for a protein of 287 amino acids. The record is from RefSeq and is a predicted model, not a curated record. NCBI's taxonomy places the organism in Eukaryota, Metazoa, Mollusca, Bivalvia, Pectinida, Pectinidae. Gene Ontology annotation, molecular function: ATPase activator activity; protein-folding chaperone binding. Gene Ontology annotation, biological process: [2Fe-2S] cluster assembly; protein complex oligomerization.
AUGUCUGCCCCCAUCAGAGUCAUGCUACGCCGUUGCCUCACAGAGUCGAAGAAAUCUAUCGGUAAAACGUAUUUUAGAGUGAAACAAAAUAAUGAUGUACAUUCAGAUAUACUUAAUGGAUACUUCUGCAAGAGAAAGUUUUAUGGAAUUACUGUUUUUAAACCAAACCAUUUGGUAGCCUCGCCUGUCUUACAAAGAGGUCAUAUUAGUGACAAGCCUACUUUCACUUUGUCGGAAAUCACAUGUAUUGUGAACAGAUCGUUAUCCACGCUGACUGGGAGAAAUUGUUGGAAAUGUGGCAGAACACAAAAUGGUAGAUCUGAAUUAUUUAUUUGUGAAUGUGGUAUUGUCCAGGAAGUGUCUGAUUUAACCUAUUUCCAAGUUUUAGAUAUUGAGGAGACAUUUGAUGUUGACUUGAAAGCAUUAGCGUUCACUUACAAGGAGCUACAGAAGAUUCUGCAUCCAGAUAAGUACAGCCAGAAGACUGAGAAAGAGAGAGACCUAGCCGAGACACAAUCUUCUUUAGUCAACAAGGCAUAUAUGACUCUAACAAAACCACUUUCUAGAGCCUUGUAUCUACUAGAGCUGAACAAUCAACCUAUAGAAGAAAGUAAUAGUGAUGUGGACCCAGACUUUCUAAUGGAGAUCAUGGAAAUAAAUGAAGAACUGGCAGAUGUGGAUUGUCCAGAGGCCUUGCUGAGAAUACAGACAGAAAACAACCAACGUUUGGAAGGUUGCUUGGUUGAAAUAUCAAAGGCCUUCAAAGAAAAAAAUAUUGCUUUAGCGAAAGAACAUGUGAUUAAAAUGACAUAUUUUGUUAAUGUUGAUGACAAAAUCAAAGAAAUUUAUCGUAAAAGUUUUUAGUGAUUACGACAUUCAUGAUUUUAACAAAUAACUCAGUAUUUUCAGCAUUGAAAAAGUAUUUGGUCAUCAGAAAUGUGAAAUAUUACUGGUAGUUUCAGGGUAUAAUUUUUAAGAAUAAUGUCGUUAAGUACAUAUCACUUGAUGUACAUGGGAGAGCAAUGUAUUUAUUUCAAGUGUUUUAACAUGUGUGAUAAUGACUUUUAGUGAUGUUAUAUAUAUAAAUUUUGAUUCACUUAAAGCAGUACUUUAUAAAAAGGGGAAUCCAAGGAGAUUUUAAUUUGCUAAAUGUGCAAUAAAGUCAAUGGCUUUGGUGGUAAGUUGAUAUAAAGGAUAAUUGACCUGCAGCAUUUCUAGUCUCUGUGGACAUGCAGGUCAAAAUAUGUUGUUGCACAUAUACUGGUUUGAUUUCUAUAUCUUGUUUGGUUGAUCCUAACAUGCUACUGUAAUAUGAAGUACAAUUUUUAUUUCCAUUCAAUCAAAAUUCCAUCAGUACACUUAUAUGAUAAUAUUUUUAAUCAUUUUCCCAAACUAUUUACAAUAUAUCAGGAUAUUGCUACUACAUGCUUUCUAUAAUGUCACAAUGAAAGCAAGUUAUAUUAUUUUAACUCAUCUGCUGGAGAAUCCUCAAUACUCCAGGGAUCACUUUUACUAUCUGCACCCCGGGAACAUGUCAUGGCAAAAUUGAAUACACAAGCGAAGUAAUUUGAUUGCUUCCAGGAGAAAAAACUUUUUACCAUUACAUGUUCCAAGGGUACAGUGAUCAAAUGUGAUUGUAACCCCUGGAGUAUUUAGGAUGCUGUUAGAGGGGCAAACAAGCUUAUGGUGUGUCACAACAUCUCUCUGUUCAUUGUCAAAUUCCCUUUAAAGGUAUUCUUCUCAAUAACCAAUAGGCCCAGCCUCAUAAUAUUUGGUUAGUUCCAUGAAAGACGAAGUUUUUAUGAUGGAUCUUUACAUGAUCACAGGGGUCAGAUAUAUGAAAAUCUAAUGUAACAAGAAGCCCUGGGUCAUGACAUUGGGACAGUAUGGUAUGCUGAGAUGAAAGGUUACCAAGUUUGUUGUUGAAAUAUCUCACAACUUCUUCUCAAUAGGUCUCAAGUCAUGGUACUUGUAUUAAAGAAUAUGCUUGGAGAAAAACUUGCCGAAAUGGACUUGACUGAAAAAUCUUCUUUAUAAAAUGCAUACCAGGUUAGCAAUACAGGCCCAUUUGGUCCAAAUGUGCUUACAUCAUAGUGUGGCAGCCAUGGCAGAGGAGUGUCCUAUGAUUCCUCAGAACCUAUUAGUCUGUGUCAUAUUGAGCAAUCUGCAGAGUUGGCCUUUGUUACACUCACCGAAAAAUUCUUUGGCUCUAGAAUUAGACUUUCAAAUGAUAAAAAUCAUUAAAAUGUGAAAUUCAAUGAGGUCAAAGGUGUUGAAAUCUGAAAGGUUCAUUUAAAUGACUUGGCAGCCAGGAGUUUACAUGCUUUUUCUGUAGAUUUCUAGUACCAGAACUAUCUGGGAAAUGUUUUGGUGACUAGGUUUUAGGUCUUAUUUACUUAGCAAUAGCUAGUGAAUAAUAAAAGAAUGAUACAGGGGUUGAAUUAAAAUCAACAUGAAGCACAAAGCAUCAUUUAAACCAAAUGUUCCUUUUUAAGAAUAGAAGCAAAAAGUUCUUUAGAUGUAAAACACGCUACAGGUCACUAAAUGGAAAUCUGACUUUUGGAAUGGUAUAGAUUUUUGCUGUGAUCCAAGUGGCUACAGUUUACUCUGUUCUCUACUUAUAUGUUUGAGGUUCUAUAAUCAGAUACAUGUAAACAGUGAUGCAGGUUGAUUUUUUAACAAUUAUAAAGUACACUGUAUAUGUAAUUCCCAAUAAGAAACUUUUUAUAUACAAGUAUUAGUAUUUUAUUAAA